Molecule: messenger RNA, 2059 nt
Organism: Purpureocillium takamizusanense
Lineage: Eukaryota; Fungi; Ascomycota; Sordariomycetes; Hypocreales; Ophiocordycipitaceae
Exons: 1
Coding region: 585-1655 (356 amino acids)
Source: RefSeq, a predicted model, not a curated record
CGAUAGGUCGGGUACGCCCAAGCCAGGCCAGGCCAGGUGACUCACGCCAUUGUCGCCAUCCAUCAUGAUGAUGAACAAGCAAGCCCAACCUGGGAAGCAAGCAACCUCCAGCAGCAUCCGGCCGAUCAGGCGCAGGUCCCUCCCCCCUCCCCCCUCCCGAGUCGGACCAGAUGACUCCCCCCGGCCGCCAAUCACCAUCAACGCCCCCAGCGCCCGUGCGAGGCACUCGAUAUAAGUCGUUUGCGGCCCUGUCUACCGCAUCUAUGCUCCCGCUUCUAGACGUCUCUUGCACCUUCCACCAGCAGCAGCUGCCUCUCACCACCUUUGCUUUGCGCUCUUGCAGCAAGGGUUUGGAAUGUUCCAGUGCGACUUCUUGACAUAGACCAUCACGACACACGUCCUACGCCUUUUUCUCGACAUCGUUCAGCCACCUCCGCCCUAACAUCGACUUCCCCGGUCAACGCAACGCCGACAUCGACAUCGGUAUCGGCAUAGUUGACACGUUGUCGUUCAAACCCCCGUCCAUCACCGAACCAUCGCAGAUCCGACCACCUAUAAAUCAUCCCCCCACAGCGUCUCCGAACAUGGAUGCAUCAGGUGCCGACGCCAUCGGCGCCGCGCUUCCUGCGACGGUGACCCAGAACCGCCAUCUCCCGCGGCGACAGGGACAGGGGCGCAUCUUCCGCCGCUCCUACAACCAAACUAUCCGCGGCAACGCGAAGCGUCUCGCCGAGGCCAAUGACCCGCAUCUCAUCUACGAGACUCUUGGUGUUCCCGCUGUGUUCGAGCAAGGGCCUCUGCCCGCCGCCCGCAGUAACAAGGGCGCUCUGCGAGUUCAUUUCGAAAGCGAAUUAAAAGAGCACUACAGCUAUUCGCGGCCACCUCCCCGCCAGCGCUGUCGGAACAACCCCACCAACCGCGGCCGUCUAUGUGGCCAAGACGAGGACGAGGGCCGGGAUCUUGCUAGGAGCGAGGUCCCGCUGCCCUCGGAUCGCUUUCGCCUCGUCAGGCGACCCACGCUCGAGCGAGAGGAGGCCUUUCGCGAUGCAAGUACCGCCAAGGGCAAGGUCCGUCUGCGACGAGACCCCGCCGCCCGCGACGUAGACGACCAACAGGUCGCCGAGCUGUAUAGCAUGGGUCUCCUCUAUGAUGAUGGUGACCGCCGCUCCGUCGGCGAGGAUACCGUCUUCAACCUCAACAGCAUCCAGCACGAGCAGCCCGUCUACUCCAUCCGCCCCGCAAAGCGCGCCCGCAGGGGCAACAAGGCCGGCUUCAACCUCCACCUGGAUCUGUCCUUCUCCGACCUCGGCGAUGACACCGCCAUCGCCCAAUUCUUCCCCUCCAACGACGACAACAACUGCCACUUGGAGACAUCCGGCGACGAGGACAUUCAACAUUCACCUCGACACGCGUAUCCGCCCCUCCGGGUCGUGUACGAGCUCACCGACUCCGGGCAACCCCCUUCUUUCGACGUCGACACGUCGCAGCCCCCUGACUUGGUCACCGACACUCUUUCCGACUACGACUGCUUCUCUGAGAGCGAUCUCGACGACACGCUCUCUCAGCACGAGAUGCGCCUGAGCGCCGUGGACGGCCAUAGCCGCCCCAACGCGUCUUCGGACGAGACGUGGGUCGUGCUGGGUGACGACUCGUAGCAGGUCCGCAAAGGGAAUCCCCCCGUGCCCCGCCGGGAUUUCGAGAAGACGCAAUGCCAAUGCGCAACGGACUGGUCCUCAAAAGCCCAGUGUACCUCUAUUUGUACUAGAUGUUGUACAUCUCGGUUUCGAACGCGGUGGGAUAGACGAAUGGCCAGGCUGCGCGCAGCCCUCCUUCUUUGGUACAUGGUCUUGUCGCACUCGAGCGAACUGCAGACGCUUCGAGUUGACGCGAGGCCGGUUGUGGUCCUGCGCCAUGUGUAUACUAGCAGGACGUGUGGGAUGGCGGCAUGUAUGCUGGCGGGCGUCGAGCGCUCCUUUGUUUUGAACUCUUUAUCUUUGCCGUUACCGGUAACUGGCGUUUUUGUCACGAGAAUUAGAAAUUAUACCUAAAGCAACGACCG